Molecule: messenger RNA, 363 nt
Organism: Racocetra persica
Lineage: Eukaryota; Fungi; Glomeromycota; Glomeromycetes; Diversisporales; Gigasporaceae
Source: the annotation of a GenBank genome assembly
AAUCGAAAGAAGUAUAGCAAAAAAUACAAAACCAUAAAAGAAAUUAAAGAAACUCCAACAAAAGAACUAACUACCGAUAAUGAUUUUGUUAAAUCAAAUAAAAUCCUCAAUUCAUAUAUUACUUAUAAAUUUCAAUUCUUAAGAGCUACAAAAACGAAUGAUGCUGAUCUAUUUAAUCGCAUCACUUUUAGAAUGAAUGAAACAAAUAUGUUAUAUGAUACACUUGAAAAUAUCAAAUUGCAACUUGAAGAACUUAAAGUUUUGGUUGAAGUUUCUGUAAAAGAAUCAGAAGAUUUAGUAAAAGUUCCUCAUUUAGAAGAUUUAGAAAAAGAUUUAGAAUCUCUAUGUGUAGAUCAUUGUUAA